Molecule: messenger RNA, 1731 nt
Organism: Aspergillus steynii IBT 23096
Lineage: Eukaryota; Fungi; Ascomycota; Eurotiomycetes; Eurotiales; Aspergillaceae
Gene: rglA
Product: putative rhamnogalacturonase B
Exons: 12
Coding region: 1-1590 (529 amino acids)
Biological process (GO): pectin catabolic process
Molecular function (GO): carbohydrate binding; carbon-oxygen lyase activity, acting on polysaccharides
Source: RefSeq, a predicted model, not a curated record
AUGCGAACGAAAGCUCUAUUUCUGUCAUCGCUAUCUCUCUGUGCCAGAGUCGCCAAUGCGGCUUUUGGACUCACCACCAACUCCAACUCUUAUGUGAUUGACGCCGGGUCACCAAACCCGCUGGUGUUUACUGUGAGCCGCUCGAGCUGCGAUAUUACGUCUAUCAAGUUCUACGGUUCCGAAUUUCAAUAUUCUAGCCAGGGUAGCCACAUUGGCUCUGGUCUCGGCAGCGCUGAUGUGUCUGCGGUCCAAGAUGGUGACUAUAUCAAGGUGACUUGUGAGGCCGGCACCUUGACGCAUUAUUUCGUCGUUCACAAUGGAGAUCCUAUCAUCCACAUGGCAACCCAUAUCACUGCGCAGCCCUCAAUUGGCGAGCUACGCUUCAUCGCCCGGCUUAACUCGAACCUGCUUCCUAACGAGGAGCCCUUUGGCGAUGUCUCUACCACCAGCGGCGGUAGUGCUAUCGAGGGAUCGGACGUGUUCCUCGUCAAUGGCCAGACGCGCAGCAAGUUCUACUCCAGCCAACGGUUUAUCGACGACCAGAGACACUGUAUUUCGGGAAGCGCUCACCGCGUGUGCAUGAUCCUCAACCAGUACGAGGGUUCCUCUGGCGGUCCUUUCUUCCGUGACAUCAACACCAACAACGGCGGCAGCUACAACGCUCUCUACUGGUACAUGAACUCGGGCCACGUUCAGACUGAGGACUGGCGCAUGGGUCUUCACGGCCCCUACUCCAUGUACUUUAGCCGUAGCGGAACCCCCAGUACCAAUAUCGAUACCUCCUUCUUCGGGAACCUCGACAUUAAAGGUUACGUCCCUGCGAGCGGCCGAGGAACCGUUAGUGGUACUGCAUCGGGCGCUAAUUCGAACUUUAAAUGGGUUAUUCAUUGGUACAACAAGGAUGCUCAGUACUGGGCCUACACCGGGUCGGGUGGUGCCUUUACCUCCCCGGCGAUGAAGCCCGGUACUUACACGAUGGUGUACUACCAGGGCGAGUUCAAGGUUGCCGAACAGUCUGUGACCGUGACUGCGGGAUCGAAGACUACUAAGAAUAUAUCUGGCUCUGUUUCUACUGGCACCACCAUCUUCAAGAUUGGUGAAUGGGAUGGAACACCUACUGGUUUCCGGAACGCAGAGAACCAACUCCGCAUGCAUCCCUCCGACUCCCGAAUGAGCAGCUGGGGCCCUCUCACCUACACGGUGGGCAGCUCGCAGCUGACCGAUUUCCCCAUGGCUCUUUUCAAGUCCGUCAACGACCCUCUCACGAUCAAGUUCACCGCCACCGCCGCCCAGACCGGCAAGGCUACUACUCUGCGCAUUGGAACCACCCUUGCUUUUGCGGGCGGCCGUCCCCAGGCAAAGGUCAACAGCUGGACCGGCUCUGCUCCGUCUGCACCCACGAACCUCAACUCCCGAGGCGUCACCCGCGGUGCGUACCGAGGCAAUGGAGAAGUCUACGACGUUAGCAUCCCCGCCGGAACUAUUGUCGAAGGCUCCAACACGAUUACCAUCUCUGUUAUCUCCGGAAGCUCGGGAGCGGAUUUCCUCAGUCCCAACUUUGUGUUCGACUGCGUUGAGCUUUUUCAGUAGAUCACGAUCUGUUGGAUAGUAGUGGAGAGUGGAUCUGAGAUCUACGUGAGGUGUGAGCUCGGUUGUCUCUGAAGAGCUGAGUAGUCGACGUCGACAAGUUUGUUUCUCUUUCUAUAGUAAAUUAUUACCUGAUACUUCGUG